Molecule: messenger RNA, 671 nt
Organism: Tachyglossus aculeatus (Australian echidna)
Lineage: Eukaryota; Metazoa; Chordata; Mammalia; Monotremata; Tachyglossidae
Product: normal mucosa of esophagus-specific gene 1 protein-like
Exons: 5
Coding region: 228-458 (76 amino acids)
Source: RefSeq, a predicted model, not a curated record
AGCAAAUGAGAACUUCCCUGCAACUCCCCCCUCCGCACCUCCCCCCAAAACCGAAACAGCCGGUAAAAGGGGGAAAGAACUAGUUCCCUGGGGCCGCGGAACAAAGAAAGCAAAUAUCAAAGAUCUGCGCUGAGACACCUUAAAGGGGCCCAGGCCAAAGCACUCGAACCAGGAUGCUCAGAGUCUGAAAAGUUUCUCUUCUACCGUAAUUUGGUGCCGUGACUCGGAUGACAACGCUAGACGACGGUCCGGAGCGGUCCAUCUCUCAGCGACCCUCAAGUGCAACCGCCGAGAUCUGUGACCAGGAAGGGAUUCAACGUCAGAACCUCCUCAGCAGGUCCCAAAAUCCAGGGCCACGGGAGAGCAUGGAUCCUACGCAACCUCAAAAGUUGCUCUCGAUUAACCAGCAGUGGCAGCCCAUAGAGAUGCUGCAGAAGGUGAGGAAACCGACCGCCUGACCGAGGGGACCGAGCCACCGCCCCCCGCAUCCCCGGGAAACCUGCGGAAUCGCCUCUGCACAACCUCGUCUUCUGAACCGGUGCGCAGAGAUACUUCUGCUGCAUUCUCAGAGUGUCCCCGCAUCCGGGGGCCUCCCACCCCACCGGAGGGACCGCCUAGCGGGACGGCGACCGGACAGGUGGCAUCCAGGCCUAAACCCAGCACUCCCUGUU